UGCGGAAUACGGAAACUACAGCCAUGACCACCCACGUCACCCUGGAAGAUGCCCUGUCCAACGUGGACCUGCUGGAAGAGCUGCCCCUCCCUGACCAGCAGCCAUGCAUCGAGCCUCCGCCUUCCUCCAUCAUGUACCAGGCCAACUUUGACACGAACUUCGAGGACAGGAAUGCAUUUGUCACAGGCAUUGCAAGGUACAUCGAACAGGCUACGGUCCACUCCAGCAUGAAUGAAAUGCUGGAGGAAGGACACGAGUAUGCGGUCAUGCUGUACACCUGGCGCAGCUGUUCCCGGGCCAUCCCCCAGGUGAAAUGCAACGAGCAGCCCAACCGUGUGGAGAUAUACGAGAAGACGGUGGAGGUGCUGGAGCCGGAGGUCACCAAGCUCAUGAAGUUCAUGUACUUCCAGCGCAAGGCCAUCGAGCGGUUCUGCAGCGAGGUGAAGCGGCUGUGCCACGCCGAGCGGAGGAAGGACUUUGUCUCCGAGGCCUACCUCCUGACGCUGGGCAAGUUCAUCAACAUGUUCGCGGUCCUGGACGAGCUGAAGAACAUGAAGUGCAGCGUCAAGAACGACCACUCUGCCUACAAGAGGGCAGCGCAGUUCCUGAGGAAGAUGGCGGACCCCCAGUCUAUCCAGGAGUCGCAGAACCUCUCCAUGUUCCUGGCCAACCACAACAGGAUCACCCAGUGUCUCCAUCAGCAACUGGAAGUGAUCCCAGGCUACGAGGAGCUGCUGGCGGACAUCGUCAACAUCUGCGUGGAUUACUACGAGAACAAGAUGUAUCUGACCCCCAGCGAGAAGCACAUGCUCCUCAAGGUGAUGGGUUUUGGUCUCUACCUGAUGGAUGGAAAUGUCAGUAACAUCUACAAACUGGAUGCCAAGAAGAGAAUCAACCUCAGUAAAAUCGAUAAAUUCUUUAAGCAGCUGCAGGUGGUGCCCCUAUUCGGCGACAUGCAGAUAGAGCUGGCCAGAUACAUUAAGACCAGUGCUCACUAUGAAGAGAACAAGUCCAAGUGGACCUGCACCCAGAGCAGCAUCAGCCCCCAGUACAAUAUCUGCGAGCAGAUGGUUCAGAUCCGAGAUGACCACAUCCGCUUCAUCUCCGAACUCGCUCGCUACAGCAACAGUGAGGUGGUGACGGGCUCGGGGCUGGACAGCCAGAAGUCCGAUGAGGAAUACCGCGAGCUCUUUGACCUGGCCCUGCGGGGCCUGCAGCUCUUAUCCAAGUGGAGCGCCCACGUCAUGGAGGUGUAUUCCUGGAAGCUGGUUCACCCCACCGACAAGUUCUGUAACAAGGACUGCCCGGGCACGGCCGAGGAGUAUGAGAGAGCCACACGCUACAACUACACCAGUGAGGAGAAGUUCGCCUUUGUGGAGGUGAUCGCCAUGAUCAAAGGCCUGCAGGUGCUCAUGGGCAGGAUGGAAAGCGUCUUCAACCAGGCCAUCAGGAACACCAUCUAUGCGGCCUUGCAGGACUUUGCCCAGGUGACGCUGCGCGAGCCCCUGAGGCAGGCGGUGCGGAAGAAGAAGAACGUUCUUAUCAGUGUCCUGCAGGCAAUUCGGAAGACCAUCUGUGACUGGGAGGGUGGCCGAGAGCCCCCCAACGACCCAUGCCUGAGAGGGGAGAAGGAUCCCAAAGGUGGAUUUGACAUCAAGGUGCCCCGGCGUGCUGUGGGGCCCUCCAGCACACAGGCCUGCCAGUGGUCCCCGCGGGCUUUGUUUCACCCCACUGGUGGCACACAGGGCCGAAGAGGCUGCCGAUCCCUGCUGUACAUGGUGCGGACCAUGCUCGAGUCGCUCAUUGCAGACAAGAGCGGCUCCAAGAAGACCCUGAGGAGCAGCCUGGACGGCCCCAUUGUCCUCGCCAUAGAGGACUUCCACAAGCAGUCCUUCUUCUUCACGCACCUGCUCAACAUCAGUGAAGCCCUGCAGCAGUGCUGUGACCUCUCCCAGCUCUGGUUCCGAGAGUUCUUCCUGGAGCUGACCAUGGGCCGGCGGAUCCAGUUUCCCAUUGAGAUGUCCAUGCCCUGGAUCCUGACAGACCAUAUCCUGGAAACCAAAGAACCUUCCAUGAUGGAGUACGUCCUCUACCCGUUGGACCUGUACAAUGACAGUGCCUACUACGCUCUGACCAAGUUCAAAAAGCAGUUCCUGUAUGAUGAGAUUGAAGCCGAGGUGAACCUGUGUUUUGAUCAAUUUGUCUAUAAGCUGGCGGAUCAGAUCUUCGCUUACUACAAAGCCAUGGCCGGCAGUGUCCUGUUGGAUAAACGUUUUAGAGCCGAAUGUAAGAACUAUGGAGUCAUCAUUCCGUACCCGCCGUCCAACCGCUACGAGACGCUGCUGAAACAGAGACACGUCCAGCUCUUGGGUAGAUCAAUUGACCUGAACAGACUCAUUACUCAGCGCAUCUCUGCCGCCAUGUACAAAUCCUUGGACCAGGCCAUCAGCCGCUUUGAGAGUGAGGACCUGACCUCCAUAGUGGAGCUGGAGUGGCUGCUGGAGAUCAACCGGCUCACGCACCGGCUGCUGUGCAAGCACAUGACCCUGGACAGCUUCGACGCCAUGUUCCGGGAGGCCAACCACAACGUGUCCGCCCCCUACGGCCGCAUCACCCUGCACGUCUUCUGGGAGCUGAACUUCGACUUCCUCCCCAACUACUGCUACAACGGAUCCACCAACCGUUUUGUCCGAACUGCCAUUCCUUUCACCCAAGAACCGCAAAGAGAUAAACCCGCCAACGUCCAGCCUUAUUACCUCUAUGGGUCCAAGCCUCUCAACAUCGCCUACAGCCACAUCUACAGCUCCUACAGGAACUUCGUGGGGCCCCCUCACUUUAAGACCAUCUGCAGACUCCUGGGCUACCAGGGCAUCGCCGUGGUCAUGGAGGAGCUGCUGAAGAUCGUCAAGAGCUUGCUCCAGGGGACCAUUCUCCAGUAUGUGAAAACACUGAUCGAAGUGAUGCCCAAGAUAUGCCGCUUGCCUCGGCAUGAGUAUGGCUCCCCUGGAAUCCUGGAGUUCUUCCACCACCAGCUGAAGGACAUCAUUGAGUAUGCAGAGCUCAAAACAGAUGUGUUCCAGAGCCUGAGGGAAGUGGGCAACGCCAUCCUGUUCUGCCUGCUUAUAGAGCAAGCCCUGUCUCAGGAGGAAGUCUGUGAUUUGCUCCAUGCUGCGCCCUUCCAAAAUAUCUUGCCGCGAGUCUACAUCAAAGAGGGGGAGCGUCUGGAAGUCCGGAUGAAACGCCUGGAAGCCAAGUAUGCCCCGCUUCACCUGGUCCCUCUGAUAGAGCGGCUGGGGACCCCUCAGCAAAUUGCCAUCGCUCGGGAGGGUGACCUGCUGACCAAGGAGCGGCUGUGCUGCGGCCUGUCCAUGUUCGAGGUCAUCCUGACCCGCAUCCGGAGCUACCUGCAGGACCCCAUCUGGCGGGGCCCGCCGCCCACCAACGGUGUCAUGCAUGUGGACGAGUGUGUGGAGUUCCACCGGCUGUGGAGUGCCAUGCAGUUUGUCUACUGCAUCCCCGUGGGGACCAACGAGUUCACAGCUGAGCAAUGUUUUGGUGAUGGCUUGAACUGGGCCGGCUGCUCCAUCAUCGUCCUGCUGGGCCAGCAGCGUCGCUUCGACCUGUUCGACUUCUGCUACCACCUGCUGAAAGUGCAGAGGCAGGACGGGAAGGAUGAAAUCAUUAAGAAUGUGCCGCUGAAAAAAAUGGCAGACAGGAUCAGGAAGUACCAGAUCUUGAACAAUGAGGUUUUUGCCAUCCUGAACAAGUACAUGAAGUCCGUGGAGACAGACAGUUCCACCGUGGAGCACGUGCGCUGCUUCCAGCCACCCAUCCACCAGUCCCUGGCCACCACCUGCUAGGCGGAAGGUCCUGCAAACCCUCAACCUGGAGGAGACCACGCAGCAGGAGAGAGAAAGCCAUGGCCAGCCCUACAAUGGGGUCCGACUGGACAGCGUGUGGGAUGGACCUGGAAGCCAAUAGGAACGUCCCCAAACACAUCUACACUCCCAAGAGGCCUGUGCAUGCUCCUCCCUGACAUCUCCAUGGUGGUUUUGCCCUAGCAUAAAUGAAAACAACACAAAACAAAAAACCAGGGCAUUUGUGCUUUUGUUUUCUCCUUUUUUUCCUCAGCUGUGUUAGGAGCCCUAGUUUCACCCUUUCUCUAUCUCGCAGCCCCACCCCACAUCUGUGGUUGCUUCCCAAGACUUCCUCCCAGAUGGUGACCUCCUACCUAGUGUCCACGUGUGACCUCAAAGCUGAAGUCUCAGAAAUGGAGAAAAGAGUCUGGCCAUCGCCCUAGAAAUCAGCCUCACCGGAUGGUCAUGCCUCCUCUUACUGGCUUCUUCACCUCCUCUGGCUCCCUCCCCCAGUUUUUCCAGGUGGCACCUCCUCCUGCUCUGGACACCAGGGAUUCUACCGCCAGAGUACUCUGGGCCAGGCGCUGAGAGCCCUGGAGAAAGAGGACAGGGUGUCAGCACCAUGGUAGGGGGUGUUGGCUCUGACCUUCCGUGGACUCCAAGCCACAUCCUAACUCUCCUCUCGGGGCUCUCCUAAAACCCACACAUGCGUCCUCAGCUGUAUCCCACUGAGCAGAACUAGGUAGGAAGGUGGUCCGGCCCAGUGUGUGGAAGAGGCAUUUGUGAUUCCGUAGCCCGAGACAGAAAGCUAUUGGAACAUUUCAUCAGCUUGACAGCGAGAUGGUUCCGUUCUUCAUUAAGGAAAUACGUAAUGAUCCCUAAGCCGCACAGGGCGAUGGACACUGGGACUGCAGCAUGGAACAAGUCAGCGAGCAAAUUAGGGGCCACUUCUUUGCACAGAUUGUCAUCAAGAAAAUACUAAGGGGUUAUUUUAAUAGGAGCCAGAAACAUAUUGGGGGUCAAGAAUGUGAGGAAUUCAAAUAAAAUUUGUCAGUGAGCUUUCACUACCAAGAUACACCCACAAAAAGGAGUUGUUUAAGUGAAGCAGGACUGAAUUGUCCUAGAAAUGGAUUCUUGAGACAUUUUAUCUUUUGAUCUCAACUUCCUUAAUGUUCCUUAACUUAGGUUUUGAGGGAUGGGGGUAUCCCACAGGGGCAUAACUACUUCAAAUUUCCCAGACUGAUCCAAAAUCCCUAGCAGAAUCUCCCUCCAGGCGUGGGGGGAGUGGGAAGACGGAAGCCUUUGGAAGUGAAUGUCUCAUUACAGCGCGCACCAUCUCCAAAGGGGGCCUGUGCUCCUGGGCUUGUAAGAAAAUAUAAAGUGAAGUAUUUGAUAUCUCCCACCUCCACCCCCACCCAGGAGGAAAAGAAAAGAGAAAAAAAACAGAACAAUAAUGAUCCCCUCCCUCAGGGUGGAUGGAUGGAAAUGGUUACCAUUAAUCAGGUGGCCCAUUUUAACCCCAUGGGAAGAGCAAGCAGGAGUCCAGAGCAAGAGGUUUGUGUGAACACCGAUGCUCACCAGGGAGGAGGGAGCUGGGGCUCGCCAAGUGUGGUCCAAAGGCCUCCUGCCACGGCCUCCUGAGAUUACCACAUUUAAUGGGCGAUUCCUGGGCUCCGCCUCAAACCCACUAAUUCUGCAUCCCUGGGAGUAAGGUGGAGAGAUCUGAGUUCUGUUGCACAUGGAAGUCGAGGACCACUGCUGUAGAAGUGCUCUCCCCUGCUAGCCUUGGCCUUGGAGCUUCCUCUGAGCCAUGAAAGGAAAUAUUUGUAGGGAAGGAGAGUGGUUCAAAGUGGAAGCUGGCAGAUCUUGUCUGGAAGUGCAGCUUCCUAUUCCGAUAUUUCAGUUUUUCCUCUUGAUGACCACAGAUGUGUCCCAAAUGCAAGAGGGAAAGA
Molecule: messenger RNA, 5809 nt
Organism: Myotis davidii
Lineage: Eukaryota; Metazoa; Chordata; Mammalia; Chiroptera; Vespertilionidae
Gene: CYFIP2
Product: cytoplasmic FMR1 interacting protein 2
Exons: 31
Coding region: 24-3860 (1278 amino acids)
Biological process (GO): cell morphogenesis; apoptotic process; cell projection assembly
Cellular component (GO): neuron projection; synapse
Molecular function (GO): small GTPase binding
Source: RefSeq, a predicted model, not a curated record